This is a messenger RNA of Anolis sagrei ordinatus, 1374 nucleotides long. The record is from RefSeq and is a predicted model, not a curated record. NCBI's taxonomy places the organism in Eukaryota, Metazoa, Chordata, Lepidosauria, Squamata, Anolidae.
AAAACCCCCCUGAAAUGUAGGUUCGUUCCUUUGGUCAUGCUGCAUUUCUGGCUGAAUUGAUACAACACAUCCAUUCCUUCAGAAAUGAGUCAAUACAACGGCCACGUAUGCGCCACGGCGAAUAUUCAGCCCCCACCAUAUGUUGAUCCAAAUAACGCGCUACAGCAUGUUUUAGAAGAUGAUGAAAUUUUAGCUGCGGGGGAUCCGGAUCCACAACUGAUAGAAGAAGAAGUGUUUUCUGUCGAUUUCGUGGAUGCUGCUGCUGCCGCUGCUGCUGCCCCUGCCCCAAAGACCUCUACCGAUGAUUCUAUAAAUACAGAUAAGCAAUCCAAUAACCAUGGCACAUCCAAUCCGUCAACUUCAAAAAAUCAAGGAAAAGGCUUGAAACGUAGCAGACCAGAAACUCAGAAACCAUCUAAACCGCGUAAGAGGCAGAAAGACACCGACGUCAGAGAUACCCAUGGCCAGCCCCCCCUCAAAAAAUUUACCUCCUUGGAUGAUUGUUAUGCGGAACUUAUGAGAUUGGCUGGUGAAGUGAUCCAUAAUCAUAAACAGAUUAUAGCUUGUAAGGAGAGAAACGAGCAAAUCAAAAAAUGUGAUGUUCCAAAUGUUUAUUCGGAAAUUAAAGCAAGAAAAAAAUAUAUGAUGCUUAGAAAGUCAGCUUACUAUCAGAUGCGUGGGAGAAUGCACAGUAGGGGGAGAAGAAAGCAAAAGAAGCCCAGUCUUGGAUAUCUGUACUGGAAAAGAAGCCGUGUCUGACCUCAUUAAGGGGCACCCUCUUUUAUGUUUUUGCUUACUUUUGGACCUGGCAAGAGUUUGUCUUGCCUUUUUUUUUUAUCAAUUUAUGUCUUCUUUUCCAGUACAGAUCUCCAGGUCAGAUUGUAUUAGAGCCAUUUCCAAAUCAAAUUACUAUUUCCAGGUAAGAGUGGUUCACCAAAUCAAUUGCUGAAUGGUAAGUCAACGUUGCUGUAAAUAUUAUUGAUUCAACAAAUCUACGAUAGUUGUGAUUAGUAACUGUGUUUAGGUCAUGAUUAAAGAGUUAGUUUCCUGAAUGUAAUUUUGAUUAUGUGUUAAACGUUCUGCGUUUUAAUUUCAUUAGUUAGUUCUAUUAUUAUGUAAUUUUUUAAUCUCUACUGUGUAUUUUUCUGCAACAUCUAUAUUCACUGUCCCAUUAACCUUUCGUAAAAAAAAAUAUUAUAUAGACCUUGGGUUGUUGUAGGUUUUUCCGGACUAUAUGGCCAUGUUCUGGAGGCAAUUUUUCUCCUGACGUUUCGCCUGCAUCUGUGGCAAGCAUCCUCAGAGGUAAUGAGGUCUGUUGGAACUAGGAAAAAUGGGUUUAUAUAUCUAUAAAACCCAUAUAAACCCAUUUUUCCU